Phlebotomus papatasi is the source of this 2948-nucleotide messenger RNA. It is a transcript of the gene wg, whose product is annotated as protein wingless. Bases 866 to 2116 code for a protein of 416 amino acids. Gene Ontology annotation, molecular function: cytokine activity; frizzled binding. Lineage: Eukaryota; Metazoa; Arthropoda; Insecta; Diptera; Psychodidae. Gene Ontology annotation, biological process: canonical Wnt signaling pathway; cell fate commitment; neuron differentiation. The record is from RefSeq and is a predicted model, not a curated record. Gene Ontology annotation, cellular component: extracellular region. The transcript is spliced from 5 exons.
GUCGUAGACACUGCAACCCAGGUGAGACAGUCAAUCUCCAGCGAAGCACGGGAUAGGAGAGAAUUUUUGCUGCUGCUCGACCGGUCGCUAACAUACUCAACUGAGGUUACUUUUUCUUUCUGUUCAAAGGACCUUCGAACUAGUUCCUUUUUGUCGUAGUUCGGGAAAAACUCUCGGGAAAAAAAGCUCGCGAAGCGUGUCUUUACGAAAAAUUUUUCACAGAGUGUGUGCUUUUUUUUUGUAUUCGACGGUGUGCGCUGGAAGAGAGAUGGUCUUCAGAGUCACAGACCAAAGCAAAUCACAAACUCGUCACAGUAUCUUUUAAGCCGUGCGACGCGCAACAAUUGCAAGAAGCUUUUCCCGAUCUCCAUCAAUGCCGUCGUCCAGAUGAGAUCAAGGAAGACCCUCUUGAGCUAAAGAUUUGUGACCACAAGUGAUCCUUUGACUCCGAUGGGCGGUAGUUUGGUGAAAAAGGUGCCCAGUAACAAUCAGGUAGUGAUUACCGUGGAAGGCGGAAACAAAGUUGGGUGAUUUGUUUGCCAAUAUUUGAUGUAAAAGGCAAGUGACUAAUAGGGUGUGAUGAUUUUUUUUAUGGUAAUUUAUUUUUUUUAAUAGAUUUGUGAAAAAAGAAAAUCAUGUGGCGAACCCAUGUUGUUCAAACAUCCUUUUGUGACACUCUUGUCGCGAUAACACGUCUCAUCUAUUGACAUUGGCUUUCAAAGUUUCCCCAUCCGCGACACAGACUCUAGGCUAGAGCAAGAAUAUUUUCCCAAUAACAAAACGCUUAAGCUCCCAGUAUUAUCACCCAAUACCACAAAAAGAAAAAAAAAACACAAAGUGGAUCGACUAAGAAACUCGUGUUAAAAUGGAUUUAUCAGUUUUAGUAUUUAUAUAUUUAAUGGCAAUCUGCACAUGUUCAGAAGUUGAGAGUAAGCACAAGCCAGGACGUGGACGAGGCUCAAUGUGGUGGGGCAUUGCCAAAGUUGGUGAACCCAACAACCUCUCCCCUCUAAACUCCAAGAUCCUGUAUAUGGAUCCUGCGAUACACUCCACCCUGCGCCGAAAACAGAGGCGUCUGGUGAGAGAGAAUCCAGGAGUCCUGGGAGCCCUGGUGCGUGGUGCAAACAUGGCCAUUGCCGAGUGUCAGCAUCAAUUCCGACAUCGACGGUGGAAUUGUUCAACGCGAAACUUCCUCCGUGGGAAGAAUCUGUUCGGAAAGAUUGUGGACCGAGGUUGCCGAGAGACGGCCUUCAUCUAUGCCAUCACGAGUGCCGCGGUGACACAUUCGAUUGCUAAGGCGUGCAGUGAGGGUACAAUUGAGUCCUGCACGUGUGACUACAGUCAUCAGUCCAAGGUACCCGUCUGGGAAUGGGGCGGAUGCUCAGACAACAUCGGAUUUGGCAUCAAAUUCGCAAGGGAGUUUGUCGAUACGGGCGAAAGGGGGAGGAAUUUCCGCGAGAAGAUGAAUCUGCACAACAAUGAGGCUGGAAGAGCGCACGUUCAAGCCGAAAUGCGGAAGGAGUGCAAGUGCCAUGGGAUGUCAGGAUCUUGUACGGUUAAAACCUGUUGGAUGCGUCUGCCGAACUUCCGGGUUGUUGGAGACAACCUCAAGGAUCGUUUCGACGGAGCAUCCAGGGUAAUGGUCAGUAAUAGUUUGCGAGGUAGCGGAGGAGCCAACGAGAAUGCCAUCAAGGUUCAUAGUUCCAGCAAUGCCCUCCAAGUGAGUCAUACAUCCACCAGUCCCAACAGUAUCUCCAGCAAUUCUGUGCACGUGCGAGGACAUCAGCAGCAGCAGAAGCGGUACAACAGGUACCACUUUCAGUUGAAGCCCUACAACCCUGAGCACAAACCGCCUGGGGUUAUGGACUUGGUGUACCUGGAACCAUCUCCUGGAUUCUGCGAACGCAACCCUAGGCUUGGGAUCCAGGGUACUCAUGGACGCCAGUGCAACGAUACGUCGAUUGGGGUGGAUGGAUGUGACCUGAUGUGCUGUGGACGUGGAUAUCGCACUCAGGAGGUCACAGUAGUGGAAAGAUGCGCCUGCAUGUUCCACUGGUGUUGUGAGGUGAAGUGCAAACUGUGUCGAAUACAGAAGACCAUCCACACGUGCCUAUAGGUGAGCUCCUAAGCCCCUAUUCUUAAUUUUAUCCAGUCACUCGAGAAUGUUUCCCCGUGGAAAAGUGUGUGAGAUGAAGUAAGAAUUAUUUUGAGCCAAAUGUUCUCUGUUUUUUUUUGAUAAAUUAUUUUAUUAUUAACUCGCUUAAUUUAUUCUUUUUUAUAAAGUCAAAAUAUUUUUGCAAAUUGAAAGAGAAAAACAGUAUUAGAGACUUCAUUUCUCUGAAUAAAAUCCUUCUUGUCUAGACUUUUGCUUAUACAAACUAUUUUUUUUUUCAAAAUGCCGUACUAAUAUCAGAAUUAUUUCGUAGUGUUUUGUUAGUUGUGACUCGUAGAGGAUGAAAAAAAAUUGAAAUGAUCAAUAAAAGACUGAUUUUCCAGUUUAAAUUAUAAUUUUUUAAAAAAGAAAUUUCUAAAAUGCUUUUUUUUCUUUGAGCGAAAGAAAAAUACGCAAAAUGAAUUAUGUUCUGUAAUCUUUGAAGUAAUAGUGAAAAAGAUAAGAUUUGUAAAUAAGAAAUAAUAUUUUUUUAGGGAGUAAAUAUUGAAAAAAAAAAUCAAAAGAUUAAUUAUUUGAAAAUAUUUUUCAUUGAUGUCUGAGAGUAGGAAAGUGUUGUAAUUUAUUAGAAAUUUGAAAAAUAUAAAAAUAAGAAAAUAUUAACAAUUAUUUUUUUUAGAAUGAAGAUGAUAAAGAAAUUACUUUGAAGAAAAUUCCUGUAAAUACCGAUUUAUCUGUAAGAUCUUAAAAUGCAUCUAAUAAGUAGGACAUUUUUUCAAAUUACAAAUUUUCACGCAUGUAAAGAAGAAGAAAAUAAAAUUUUAUCAAGUACUUAAAA